AAGAUGGCGGCGGGAGAGGAGGAGGAGGCGGAGGCGGAGCCGGGCCCCUUCGAGUUGGGUCACCUGUUGAAGGGCCCGUCGAGCGGCGUGAUUGGCUCGCCCCAAGAGCCUGCGGCCUCCCUUCCCGCCUCGGCGUCGAUGGGAUAGGGUUAAAAAGCCGAAGCCCUGGGGGCGGCGAGGCCUCGCUCUCUCUCUUUCUCUUUGAGGUACCACCCCCCGGCUCCUCCCCUUCAGCCCGGCAUGGAGGGGCUCGAGAGGCGGCGCGAGAGGGAGGAAGAAGGAGCGGCGUCGGGAGGAGGAGGCCAGGAGGCGGCGGGAGAGGCCAAGGCCGCGGAGGAGCCUCUGGACUGGACCUUCGUCGACAUGGAGACGGCGAUGUCGCUGCAGGACCUGCCCGCCGCCCUCAUCGCCUGCAACCUACCGCUGGCGGUCUUCUUCCCCGACGGACCCAGCAGGGCAAGGUUUGAAGCGCUCUUUAGAACACAUGACAAAGAUGUCACCUUUCAGUAUUUUAAGAGUUUCAAAAGAAUACGGAUAAACUUCAGCAACCCUUUGUCAGCAGCAGAUGUUAAAAUUCGGUUACACAAGACAGAAUUUCUUGGAAAAGAGCUAAAACUAUUUUUUGCUCAGUCUUUGCAUAUUGGAAGACCACACUUAGCACCACCAGAUCCAGAAAAGCAAUUCCUGAUUUCCCCUCCAUCGUCUCCUCCCAUUGGCUGGACACAAUCAGAUGACGCCACACCUGCCAUUAAUUAUGACCUUUUAUAUGCCAUCUCCAAGCUAGGACCAGGUGACCAGUAUGAACUUCAUGCUGCAACUGAAACUACCCCCAGUGUUGUGGUCCAUGUGUGUGAAAGUGAUGAUGAAAUUGAGGAGGAAGAAGAGAACGACUCAUCCAAGAAACCAAAACCAAAAAUUAUUCAAACUAGGAGGCCAGAUUAUACUCCUCCUCACCAAAGUUGAAGUACAUCAGACUUUGCUCGCUGUAAACUAGCAUGUUCCAAGGAAACAUUGUGAAAGUGACAGGUCACAAAUACAAUGACAUUUGUGGUGGAAGCAGAAAUUCUAAUGUAAAGAUAAUUUCAGAAAAGAAAUGUCUUCAUUUAUGUGCGUGUGUUAAUGCUGCACACGGGUUCAUAAGACUGAUCCCUGCAUGAACUUCUUGAAUGGUUAUCUUGGAGAAUAGCCAGUCAUGGUGGCAUAGAGGUGAAAUUAUAUUCUGCUUGUGUUUAGGGACAUUUUCAGAUUUUCUGAAUUUCUGUUACGAAGGAAGACUUCCCUGCUUUUGUCUUUGUCCUAUGAUAAAUUUACAUUUCAUAGGGGGAGGGGGUAGACAGUGUGGCCACCGCCCUAAAAUACACUCACUGCUGGUUACAUACCAUUGGAAGCAAUGAGCAAACAUGUAAAGUGUGUUUGGGGUUGUGGCUUGUAUAUGGCAUAUAGUAGCUUUAAAAAUGAAGUGAGAAUUUGUUAGUCAUUUUUCAUUCUAGAUUUUGAGUCUGCAUGUAGAACUUGAGAAUUUCUUUAACUUUAGAUGUACUCAUAUUAUAUUGAGAAAAAUCUCAUUGAUUUCUCAGCUGUCUUUCUGAAUUACGUUUGUAUCGGCAUUCUUUUUUUUUUUUAUGGGAACAUAUUUUAGUAAACACUACAUUUUGUGCAAUAGCCCUUUUUAACGUAAACUGCCAAUAUGGUUUAUCAAGGAAACCUAUAAAAUACUUGUGCACAUUUUAAAAGGCUGGGUGAUUUUAAAUUAUUCUAAAUUAAAGUAUUUAUAUUGGUUCCAACCAUCUUAACUGCUUUAUUGAUCAGAAGUAUAGGAAAUCUGCAAUGAAAUACUACCAUAUGUCACAACGUGAGAGAAUAUAAGCUAUAUUUCCUAACCCAAAUGUAUCUGUGAAUAUGGUAAUUGUUGGUAGUGGUGCUUAGACCAACUUGUAUGUAAACUAAUGUGAAGCAUGUUUGCAGAGAAUGGAGUGCCUUUUUUCUCAUGAACAUGGAGUAGGGGAGAGGAAUUGUUGCACUAACUGAAGACUAUUUAAUUUUUUAAAAAAGUGACAGUAAAUAUUUUAUGGAAUUGCCUUCCGAAGCAUUAUCAACCAAGGUAGAAUUCCUUGUGUUUGAUGCAAAGCCACAAUUUACUUGUUUCAGUGCUUUGCUAUAAGAGCUGCAUUUUGUUUGCUGCUGAACAGUAACUGGUUCCAACUAUUUAUCCCAUACUUAAAAACAAAACAAAACAGUCUGGUAAUGUUCCACAUACCAUAUUCAUAGGAAUUUUAUUUUAGAAGAUAUUCUUGAUUAAACUUGUUUCUUUUUUUAAAUAAACUUAUUUCACAAA
Molecule: messenger RNA, 2335 nt
Organism: Anolis sagrei ordinatus
Lineage: Eukaryota; Metazoa; Chordata; Lepidosauria; Squamata; Anolidae
Gene: RCAN1
Product: regulator of calcineurin 1
Biological process (GO): calcium-mediated signaling
Cellular component (GO): cytoplasm; nucleus
Molecular function (GO): nucleic acid binding; calcium-dependent protein serine/threonine phosphatase regulator activity
Source: RefSeq, a predicted model, not a curated record